Tetranychus urticae (two-spotted spider mite) is the source of this 1051-nucleotide messenger RNA. Its product is annotated as p21-activated protein kinase-interacting protein 1-like. The record is from RefSeq and is a predicted model, not a curated record. NCBI's taxonomy places the organism in Eukaryota, Metazoa, Arthropoda, Arachnida, Trombidiformes, Tetranychidae. Gene Ontology annotation, molecular function: protein binding.
GGAAACGUGGUUUUUUGUAUUCACAACUCACGUUUUUUUCAAUAAUAUUGUUUAGUGACUUCAAUUUUGUUAAAGAAUUAGAUUAGUCGUGAUGGUUAAAGCAAAUUUUGAAGCCAUCGUUGGUACAUACCAAAAAUAUCUAGUUGGAAUUUCAGUCAGUAAAGAUAAAUCUGCCGAAUAUUACAAUUUUGUGCAAUCAUUUGCUGAGGAAGCUCACAUUGGAACUGUCAAGUGUGUUGCUGCAUUCGGCAAUUAUGUUGUUUCGGGUGGAACUGAUGAAUUCAUUCGAGUCUUUGAUAUGAGCUCACGGCGAGAUGUUUCUUCACUACUGCAACAAGAAGGAACCAUAAAUUGUUUAAAAUUUAUAAAUGAUUCUUAUUUAAUCAGUGGAAGUGAAGAUUCCACCUUGUGUGUUUGGACCACCUCUAAUUGGAACGUGAUAAAAACUUUAAAAGGACACAAGGGAGGUGUCAAUGGUGUUUCUGUGCACCCUAAAGGUAGUUUAGCACUAUCAGUUGGCAAAGACCAGAAAAUUAUUACAUGGGACUUGGUAAAAGCUAGAAACGCUUUUGUCACCAAUUUAAAGGAAAUUGGAAAAAAUAUUAUUUGGUCACCGAGCGAAAAGCAUUUCAUUGUUUUAUUUGACCGUCGAAUUGAUUUUUACGAUGUUAAUGUUGCUGCACCUGUUCAAAAAGUUACCUUUACAAAAGAUGUUAACUGUGCUAAUUUUUUAAAUGAUUCGAUUCUUUUGGUGGGAUUGGAAAAUGGUUGCAUUGAAAUGGUGGAUAUUUCACACGACAAACCUAUUAAAAAUGCAAAAAUUCAUAAUUCACGAAUCAAAGACAUUUGUGUGACAAAUAAGGGAAUAUUAUCAGCAGCAUCAGAUGGAGCUAUAAAACUCAUUCGCAAGAACAAUUUUGGUGAUAGAGGAUCUACCAAUUUAGGGUGUCGCAUAACAUGUAUGACAAUUUCCAACCACCAAAGUUAAGACAAUUAGUUGAUAAACUAUUGCAGUGUUAAAUUAAAAUUUAUUAAAACAUAUUUUUGUUAA